Bolinopsis microptera is the source of this 1458-nucleotide messenger RNA. RefSeq names its product serine/threonine-protein kinase/endoribonuclease IRE1-like. The coding region runs from base 1 to 1458 and encodes 485 amino acids. Gene Ontology annotation, molecular function: RNA endonuclease activity; ATP binding; protein serine/threonine kinase activity. Gene Ontology annotation, cellular component: IRE1-TRAF2-ASK1 complex. Gene Ontology annotation, biological process: intrinsic apoptotic signaling pathway in response to endoplasmic reticulum stress; protein phosphorylation; mRNA processing. The record is from RefSeq and is a predicted model, not a curated record. NCBI's taxonomy places the organism in Eukaryota, Metazoa, Ctenophora, Tentaculata, Lobata, Bolinopsidae. The transcript has a single exon.
AUGGCAGUUCAACAAGUCAAUGAAACCAGACUAUUGAGAAAGUUUAAUCAUCCAAAUGUUGUGAGAUACUAUCUAGCCGACUCAGAUCUUGACUUUGUUUAUAUUGCAUUGGAGCUGUGUGAGGGAUGUUUAGUCGACUACAUUGAAAAGACUCCUGUAGGGGAAAAAUUCUUGAAGUUACACAGUGAUAGCGGGAAACAUUUUAAAAAGGUGAUUCUCAAUGAUGUAUUAUCAGGAUUGAAUUACUUGCAUGACCUUGACAUAAUACACGGUGACAUCAAGCCCCAAAACAUAUUGCUGAGAAAGGUUAAACAGCGUGUUAAUCUUGUGAAGGACCUCUAUUUUGAGGGUGUGCUCUCUGAUUUUGGGCUAAGUCUUGAAAUAGAUGAAGGACGAAGAAGCAAGACAGCCCAUGACAAUCUAAUAGGAUCUGAUGGUUGGAGGGCCAAGGAAGUGCUGACAAUGUUAGAGAAGGCCAGUGACAAAUCAAUAAAGAAAAAAUCAAAGAAGAAAGUUAAAGGAACAAAGGCAGUUGAUAUUUUCUCAUUUGGGUGUGUCAUGCAGUAUGUCAUGACUGAAAAGAGUAAACAAUACUAUAUGCACCCAUUUGGUGAUAUCAAUCACCGAAACUACAACAUUAGAGCAGAGGAGAGAAGAUCUUACCUAAGUUCACUUCCCAAGUACAAAUCAUGGAAACCAAAUCUAAAUGAUGUUUUAGCUGAUAUGCUCAUUGAAAUUUGUGUACUGGGAAACCCUGAACUGCGACCUACAACGAAGGAAAUUGCAAAAAAUCCUUUUUUCUGGGAUGCCACAACAAUGAUUCAGUUUCUAGAGCGAGUUUUUAAUGAUAUAAAGUCAGCUUCUAAAGAUUCUGGUUUUGGUAAAAUUCUAGAGGAUAACUGGUCUAAAUACCAUAAGCAGGGAUUUACUAAAGAAAUCCGGGAAGCUUUCAAUUAUAAUACCAAGCAUAACUCCAAAUCAUGCAGUCCACACAAAUUAUGCAACUUUUUGAGAAUCCUUAGGAAUAUAAGACAACACUACCAAGAAAUCGUUGCGAGGAGUUCAAAGGAACCAAUCUGCAAAGCUUUGUCAGAUUGCUUAGGUCAGGGAGGAGAUGAAGAUUUUUCAAGAUACUUCUUAGAAAAAGUUGCUGGGGCACUUCCUGUGGUUUAUCUAAGCUUCAUCAAGCACCCGAGAAUUGACAGCUAUCACAGCUAUUACUCCCUUGAAGAUUUGAACAGCGAAGUUUCCGAAGAGAGGUUUAAAUACCAAUGGACCACACUCGACAAAGUCCUUCUAAGACAGGACAAUGAUGGUGGACAAGUGCAACGAAGGUCUCGAACUCCUAGUGGACAAGGGAGUUCUGAAAGUUCAAACGGACAGGAAAGAUCUCAAACCCCUAAUGCAAAUGGGAAGGGAAGGUCUCGAACCCCAAGUGAAAGUAGACAUGGAAAAUGA